Molecule: messenger RNA, 3530 nt
Organism: Wasmannia auropunctata (little fire ant)
Lineage: Eukaryota; Metazoa; Arthropoda; Insecta; Hymenoptera; Formicidae
Exons: 4
Coding region: 377-2653 (758 amino acids)
Source: RefSeq, a predicted model, not a curated record
GCCGACAGCCGACAGUCACGUGAUCGGGUAACCUUGCGCUCGCGUGCGUGUAUCGUUUUCAAAACUUUCAAACGUGCGUCGUGCGUCGUUCAAAACGACACACCAUUCCGACGGCUGGAGGUGUAAAAAGCGCGGGUUUUCGCAAAGUAAUAACCGAGGUGCUGUGUAAUUUUGUUCAAGAUCCGGCCCAUGUUCCGUAUAUACACGCUGGUCCAAAAGAAUCAAGAUCGCGUUGAAAUUCAAAAGCCUCGAAAGUUCUCGAAUGCCUUGUUGGAAUGUAGAUACAACCACGUGAAGAUAUAACCUUAUCCCCCAUUGUGUAUACCUGCCUACAUACCGAGAACCCUCCCCAUCGUGUACACGUUUCUCUGUAAACAUGGCAAAAAGAAGAGCCUUGAGUCGAAUGUCGAGACAAAACUCCAAUCGUAGAUCGAUUGACUCCAUCGGUUCCGGAUUUCUCAAUCCGGAUACAAGCAUCAUGGACGAAGAAGAAUCAUCUUGGUGGAACCACUUGCAUGAGACUCAACGCCGACAGUCCGGGAUAGACUACAGUAAAAAUGAAACAGCUGCACAAUUGAGUUCAAAUUCGCAGAUCGGCAUUUCCACCAGCCCUUGGCGCUGGACGAAAGAUCAGGUGAAUUAUGUGCAAGACUCUGAUGACCAGUCCAUUUCAGAACACUUAAAGGACAUGCGAUAUAAAACAGCUCAAACUGUUAAGUUAAAUAUGGAAUCCAGUAGAAUUCAAACUAAUAUAUUGCAAACCUCGACGUCUGAGUCGGAGAAAGAGUUUGAUUUGAGGAAGACGAAGGUUCAGCUAAAGUCAGCAAACAGUAGGAAGAGCAGCGGCAAUGCCUUUGCAAAUGCUUUGAAUGAUAUUGAUGAGAGAGCCAUUCCAUUCAAAUUACGGUUGAAACGAGCCUCUUAUUUUCAUAGCAAUUCAGACGGAGACGUCUCCCAAGCGAGGUUGCAGGAAAACGAAGAGGAUAGUACUUCGAGUUCAACUGGAGAUGUUUUGAAGCCGAAGCCAAGUAUUUCCAGAAAAAGGAGACAGGCGUAUAUAGAGAAGAGUACAGACGAUGAGAAUGCCUUUCAGAAUAUACUAGUAGAAAAUGAUGUUUUGAAUGGCAGCACCACGAGACGAUCAGCUAGACUUGAAAAGGAAUCCUCGAAGCAUCAAAAUAUUGAUGCGAGUAAAGAUCGUAUGGACGCAAGUAAUUCUGCUAUUUCCCCCAAGAAAAAUUCAUCCAAGUCACUAAGAAAGACAGAUGAUUUUUUCAACGUAAAACAAGCUUCGACAAUAAUGGAACAACGGAGUGAACGUGCGCAAAAAUCGCAGGAAAACGAAGAGGAUAGUAAUUUGAGUUCAACUGAGGACGUUUUGAAGUCGAAGCCAAGUAUUUCUGGAAAAAGGAGACAGGCGUACAUAGAAACGAGUACAGACGAUGAGAAUGCUUUUCAGAAUAUACUAAUGGAAAAUGAUGUUCUAAAUAGCAGCACCACGAGACGAUCAGCUAGACUUGAAAAGGAAUCCUCGAAGCAUCAAAAUAUUGAUGCGAGUAAAGAUCGUAUGGACGCAAGCAAUUCUGCUAUUUCCCCCAAGAAAAAUUUAUCCAAGUCACUAAGAAAGACAGAUGAUUUUUUCAACGUAAAACAAGCUUCGACAAUAAUGGAACAACGGAGUGAACGUGCGCAAAAAUCGCAGGAAAACGAAGAGGAUAGUAAUUUGAGUUCAACUGGGGAUGUUUUGAAGUCGAAGCCAAGUAUUUCUGAAAAAAGGAGACAGACGUAUAUAGAAAAGAGUACAGACGAUGAGAAUGCUUUUCAGAAUAUACUAAUGGAAAAUGAUGUUUUGAAUGACAGCCCCACGAGACGAUCAGUCAGACUUGAAAAGGAAUCCUCGAAGCAUCGAAACAUUGAUGCGAGUAAAGAUCAUACGGACGCAAGCAAUUUUGCUAUUUCCCUCAAGGAAAAUUCAUCCAAGUCACUGAGAAAGAUAGAUGAUUUUUUCGUAAAGCGAGUUUCGACAACAAUGGAACGGAGUGAACGCGCGCAAAAAUCGCAAGUCUUCGAUAGUGAGAAAAUGGAGACGAUUAAAACAGAGUUGGAGAAAAUAAAGAAUCGCGAGAUGGCCGCGAUGGAGAUAGACGCGACAAAUAGGAAGAAACCUGCAUUACAGGCGAUAAACGUGAAAUCUAUUAUGUCUAAACAAUUUGCGAAGAAAAAUCCUACGAAAGUAGUAGAUAAGGCUUUCCUAAUAAAUGGAAAAGUGUAUAAACCACCGAGACUUCCACGCCCGAAGCAUUGGGCCACGAAUCGUCUUUACAAGUUUCUGUGGAAUUGCAUGGAGCCAAAGUACAAAAUGAGAUCGAGAGUGAAGUCCGAGAAAUUCGUGCAAGAAUUAGCCAAUGUAGUCACUAUCAUUCAGCGCCGUAAGAAAUAUGAAAAUUAUAAGACUGAAUUGGGGGGUCUGAUGAAGGAAAUGGCUCACUUGAAUAUUAUCAAGACCCGUAAUGACUUUUAUCAUUUCUGUCAAGACUACAUGCCAUAUGAAUUUCGCAAUAAAGUCGUGCCUACGGCAAUGCCCGGCAAUAAAAGCAAUAUUCCCUACGAUCCAGAAAAGCUGCAUAUUCCUAUCCUGGAGGAGAGCGAAUGAGCAGUACCGUUCUUUAGCCUUUGUCGAAGUGGAAUUUCGUUGAAUUGUUUGCCUCGCAGAAUCCGCGUCUUCGGGAUCAGUCGUUUCCACUACUUCGGACGUAUUUACAUUUUGUUCUAUAUUUGCGUCGCCGCGUAAAUCAUCAGUUGUUAAUUUCAUGUAUAAUUGAUUUCGGGUAAUUGAUUCUGCUGCGAGAUUACUGUUUUCUGACAAUUUACUAUUUUUCGACGAUACAUUUUUCUCGAUGUUUGGUGACACUAUAAAAUUGUAAGAACUUUUUAUUGAAGUAUAUAAAAAUUAGAUACUAUUUUUUGCAAUAAUAUAAAACUAAUGAACUAUUUUCUUUUUUGUUUGCAUUUAUCAAAAUCAUUGACAAAUAUAAAAAUAAUUGUAUUCUAGAUGGAAUCGUAUAGAUGGAACUUGUAGAGAUUGAUAAACACUACUUUCCGUAUUUUUUCCUUUGCAUUUAUCAAAAAUAUGCUAUUAUAUUAUUACUAUACUAUUAUUAUGUACUAUAAGUUAUAUCAAUUAACAUCAUAUAAAUUUGUAUGUAGAGAUUAACUAAGUAUCUACAUUGGCAAAAUUGUAAAGUGUAACUAAUAGUGUAACUUUCUUGUCAUUUAUAUUCUCUUGAUUCUUUAUUGAUUUUCGAAAAUUUAGAUUUUUAUGUUAAAGCUCUAAACUUGAAUUUCUGGGAAUUGCAAUUCUUAGAAUUUUUGUUAAUUUCAUGUAUGGAAAUAGCGAUUGAGGGAUAUAUAAAAAACAUCUUUGUAUCAUUAAUAUACUUAAUAUAUAUUUUAUUAAAUAUAAUAUAUAUAUAUAUGUAUAUGUUUAUAAACAUUACUAUAUCGUACAUCAAUACAUACCUAUACAUCAA